CCUCCCUCUGCUGCUACUAAAUCCUCCCCCACCCAAACCCUUCCUAUCAGAGGAGCAUCUGCAGUCGGUCUGCAGCAUGGCGUCUCUCAGCCUCCUGAUGCUUAGUGCUGUUCUUAUCUCUGCUGCUCAGGCAAUUCCUGCAGGUCACGGUGAAAGGCGUGGCCUAGAUGUAUCAGUGGGCAGAGCCACACACCGUCACAGAAAUGUCCCUGACCUGCUGCAGUAUGAGGACAAGAUGAGGUCAUAUCCUCAGUCAGAGGCCAGGGCCAACGACCUGUUCUACCAUUCACAGGCCUGGAGGGACAGGGGGCUAGGCCAGGCCCUCCAGCGACUGGUGGAGACAGAUCAAAGGAGGGAGCAGGAGGAGGACCAGAAAGCAGUUUAUUUGGGUGCUUUGCUCCAGCUCCUGAGUGAUGCUAAGGGGGCUGGAUUGGGGGUUGAAGAGGAUAACCAGGAACAAGUUGUCCAAGACUAUGAUGAAAGUGGUAGGGGGGUGAGCAUUGGGAGGUCCCCUGCUGACUGGCAGAGCCUCAUGGAGCUGCAGUUAGCGGAAGCUUUGCUGGACAGGAUGGACUUUAAGCUGUUUCAGACUCUGCUGCAGAGAGCUGGACAAACGCAGGGCGUCUCAUAUAGACCAAGCAGCAAGCAGGACACUCUCAGGAGGUUGGUUGCAAGAAUAAUUUCCACCAUUGGCCCCCAAACCUCCCCAGUUCUGGCUCUGUCCGGCCACAGACGGAGAAGGAGGGACCUGUCGCUGCAAACAGCUGAACCUAUCAGCCCCAACCUCAGAACCACCCGCCGUGCCCUUGAAGACAUGGCUUCUCCGUUGUCCAGCAUUGACUCCCCCCUCCUUAGGGUUAAAAGGCUUGAGGAGGGGGAUGAAGAAGAUAAAAAGCUCCCCCCUUAUGGGGCCACACUUCAGAGGAUUAAACGCAUUGACACCUUGGCUGCAUCUGAAGAAACAAACCAUGUAAGUCGACGCCACCGAAGAGCUGCUGUGAACUACAACUCAAAACUACAGAUGGAUCAGAUUCUUGAGUACAUGAGGGGUUAAGGGGAAGAAGGGGGGGGGGGGGUCCUGCUGUUGUCUUUUUCUCUGCUUUAAUGAAAAUUCUGUCUGUGUAUGGUACAAAAUUACCCAUGAUCUUCUGCAAGUGUCAUGUUAGCUCUGUAAAAAACAGCUUCUGAGAUCUAACUUGGUCGUACUCACUGUGGCCACCAUAGUAACCUACCCCUCCCAUGCCAUUAAAAAGUUUGUAACCAUGGCAACAGCCUCCCAGCUCUGUUAUUGGUUGUUUUCCCUGCUGCGAGGAGUCAUCUGCUGCAACUGACUUCUGUCACAGAGACUAAUAAAGUUAGUGACAUCCA
Messenger RNA from Oryzias latipes (Japanese medaka), 1368 nucleotides. RefSeq names its product proprotein convertase subtilisin/kexin type 1 inhibitor, like (gene pcsk1nl). Gene Ontology annotation, biological process: negative regulation of endopeptidase activity. The record is from RefSeq and is a predicted model, not a curated record. NCBI's taxonomy places the organism in Eukaryota, Metazoa, Chordata, Actinopteri, Beloniformes, Adrianichthyidae. Gene Ontology annotation, molecular function: endopeptidase inhibitor activity.